This is a messenger RNA of Actinia tenebrosa (Australian red waratah sea anemone), 5589 nucleotides long. RefSeq lists its product as uncharacterized. Gene Ontology annotation, molecular function: helicase activity; RNA binding; zinc ion binding. Lineage: Eukaryota; Metazoa; Cnidaria; Anthozoa; Actiniaria; Actiniidae. The record is from RefSeq and is a predicted model, not a curated record. Gene Ontology annotation, cellular component: intracellular anatomical structure.
CAUACGAGCCAUAGAUUGGAUAGUGCGUUAGACCAAGGGAUGAAUAGAGGCACAAGAAAGGAGAGGCAACCCAUUGUGGGUUUUUCUUUCAGGAGUCGUACGAGCCAUUGCUUGGAUAAAGCGUCAGAUCAAGGGAUGAACAGACAAAUCAAAGAGGAAAAAAUACCUUCGGCAAUGGACACCUUCAUCGAUGGAAAAAUCAAAGCCGUUCUCGGUCAUGAAUUGGAAGAUAUCCUCGAGAAAUCCAUCAAGGACAUUUUGGAAGAGAAAGACAUAGCCCUGACAUCGCAUCAAAAGAAAUGUGACGAAGUCAUGCAAAGCAUUGAGAAUCUACAAAGUGAAAAGAAAAAAGCUGGUAAGACUACGUUUAUCGGUUUGGACAAAUUUGAGAUACGAAUAGCCGAGAAAGAAGCUCUGACGCAAAAGGCAGUAGAAUUAAAUUCCCAGAAAAAAGAGUUUACAGACAUUGUUAGUAAGCUAAUCGAAAAAAUCCUUUCUCUAAAGGAAGUGAAAGUUGGCUGGAAGGAAUUAGAUUCAGAGAUAAAAGAAGUGAAACAGCUGAUGGAAAGAGAGAAAGAUCGCUUAAAUAAAGCUCUUCCAAUCUAUGCUAAGAGAAGUGUUAUCACAGACACCGUGAAAAACAACCAAGUAAGCAUUAUUUUGGGAGAAACUGGUUCUGGCAAAAGCACACAAGUUGUUCAGUAUCUAUACGAUUCAGGGCUGGCAGAGAAAGGCGUAAUCGUUUGUACACAGCCAAGAAAAGUCGCUGCCUUCAGCCUGGAAAAGUAUGUCUGUGAAGAAAUGAAAGAAAGCGGACAUGCAGUGGAAUGCUCUGUCGGUGCUCGAGCAGCUGACAAAAGAGCAAAGAAGACCAAAGUUCUUUUUACAACAGACUACUCGCUGUUAAUGGAAUGCAUAAAAGAUCAAGAUCUUACUCGAUUUUCCUGUGUCAUCAUUGACGAAGCCCACGAAAGAAAUAUGAACACUGAUCUUCUCCUGGGAAUUAUCAAAAAAGCACUUCUCAGGCGCCCGGACUUGCGUGUCAUUAUAACAUCAGCAACCAUAAAUCCAGAUCUGUUUAUCAAGUAUUUCGGUGAUUGCCCUGUGGUUAAAGUGUCUGGUAAGACGUUCCCUGUGGACGUUAUUUGGAAKAAGGAGMAAAAAACUUCUGGUGAUUACGUUUUCGAAGCUGUGGAGAAAGUCGUGGAGAUACAUCAGAACGAAGAAGCCGGUGACGUUCUCGUCUUCCUUACUUGUCCAGCUGAAAUCGAACAGGCUUGUACUAAAGUUCGUAACAGGAUCAAGAAGGAUGAUAUUCAAUUCCUUCCCUUGCAUGGGAAACUUCGACAAGAAGAGCAAAGUGAGGUUUUCAAGCCCACUCCGAAAGGAAAACGCAAAGUCGUUUUUUCCACUAACUGUGCUGAGACCUCCCUGACGAUUCCUGGAAUCAAGUUCGUAGUGGACACAGGGAAAGCAAAAGAGAUGAAAUAUGAUCCAAAAAGGAACAUCAACUCUCUUGAAGUAUCUGACGUUAGCCAAAGUUCUGCCGAUCAACGAAAAGGAAGAGCUGGGAGGAUCGAGAGUGGGAAAUGCUACCGCCUGUACACUGAAGAUGAUUUCAAUGCCAUGGAGAAGUCAUCUAAACCAGAGAUCCUACGCGUKAAUCUUGGUCAAGCUUUGCUGAAGCUUAUGGAACUGGGCAUACGAAACCCUGCUGACUUUGAUUACGUCGAGUCUCCUCCUGUCGAGUCUAUCAAAACAGCGAUGAUGGAGCUGGAAGAACUUGGGGCUACAUGUGGUGGCCAACUUACUGAGCUUGGUAAAAAGAUGGCCAAAGUUCCUGUUGAUCCUGGUCUGUCAAAGUUUCUGUUUGAAGGCUUUGAACAAGGGGUUGGCUACGAAGCUCUUGUGUUGGUCGCUGUUUCCACUAUAACUGGCAACGUCUUCUUUCGCAUGGGAACUGAGGAAGAGAAGAAAACAGCAGAUAGGAAGAAGGUUGAGUUUUGUCACCUUGGAGGCGAUUUCAUGACUCUUUUAGAAGUUUAUCGAUCUUGGCAGAAAGUAGACAAGAGAGACAGAGGUGGUUGGUGCUUCGUAAAGAGUAUGAAUGCCAAAGCAAUGCGUAUGGCUGAUGAAACUGUCAAUGAUCUUAAAUCAACACUGAAACACGAACUGAAGAUGCCUGACAUUAAAUGGUCCAGUCUUGACAAAGAAACGACGGAUGGUCGGCUGCAGAAGACACUCUUUCUAUGCUUCAUGACGAAACUGUGCGUUUACACUGGACACGAAAGAAGAGGUUACAAGACAAUCACUGGAGGACAUUUUGUGAAGAUUCACCCGUCUUCCUCYRUUAACUUCACUGGCUCSAAYCCYMAGUUCAUUGUSUAYGAGAAMAUUCUCAARACUUCUCAAGAUUUCUUAUUGAACGUUACUCCAAUUGAGACAAGCUGGCUUCAGGAGAGUAUCGCAGAGAAAAAACUACACCUUGAUAUUGAAGAAGUCUUGGCUGAAGUUUUGAUGGUGCCACUACCCAGCAUACGCUGCAGUUCGAUUUUGAUGAAAAGAGCAUUCGAGCCUUUUAAAAGUAAGCUACCUAACCUCGAAAAAGGCAUCUCAGUUUUCUGUAAUAACGCACCGAUUAUCGUCGAGGCAAAGAGAAAUGCCGGUAAAGUGGAUUUGUUUAUUCCCAAGAAUUACGCUGACAAGGCUGUAGAAGAAACCCAAAAAAUCUUGGAAGAGCAAAGGAAAAGACUUCGUGAGGAGACGCGUGAAUAUCCUGUAAUUUCUGAAUCUUCUGCUCUUCGAGUGGUUAUGGAGAAAGGUCUAACAGUGCAGCAAAUUCUACUGCCAGACAUGUACCGCUCUGUCGUGGUGAGAAGCCUUCAAGAUAGGCCAUUACUACCAGCGGAUGUUAAGAAGUUUCUUUGUCAAUUUGGGAAACUUAUUGACUUUAACUCUUCCCGUGACAUGCACUUUGCUACUUAUGAAAAGCCGGAAGAAGCAUCAAAAGCCGUGAAGUUGUGUACAUUUGAGGAGCUUGGCUACAGGGUUGAGCCCAAGAAGACUCAGCAGAUGUCACAGCAAGGAAAUGACUCCUCUCAUUUUAACUUCAGAAUAAAAAUAACUUGGCAUCGUCGCGAGCCUAAAGGAAUGGCAAAUGUGUCCUUCGAGAACCAACCCGAAGAAGUGUGGUACAAGAUUUCUUCGAUAUCCGAGAUUACAAUAAGAUCCAAAUCGGCUCGUGUUCGUACAGACAAGCAUAAAGAGAAGACCAUUUUCCUCCACAGCCUUAGUACUGACACUACAAAGCAAGACAUCAGAGAAGCAUUGGAGAAAGUUUUUCAUGGUUGUACUAUUACAAUAAAAGAGCAAGACAUUCUGAUCCAGUACAAGCAAAGAGCAACACUGGCUAAUAUAGAGGCACAAAAGAAAGUUCUCGAGGAAUUGAUAUCAACGUAUACAACGCCAGGAGGUUUUGAAGUAACGAUGAAGGAAUUAGACCUAUCGAAUAAAUCCCCAUUUAGUGUCGCCGUUGUUGACUUCCUCAACCCAAACGAAGGCAUCCAGGUUGUACGAUCUCUCAGUGGAAGAAGACACGGGGCCCUUGAAAUGUGGGAGGUGUGCCUAGAAGUCAAGCCAUCCUUGAAUUUCUUCGUUACCUGUAUGAUAAGCGUCUACGACCUCGUCAGGAAUGAAGUCCAAAGCAAAAUCGAUGAAAUUGCAAAAGAAUGCGCUGCAAACUGCAAACACCAACUUCGAUUGAAAGUAAAACCAGCAAAGUCCAAAGGACGGAUGGAAUUAUCAGUGGAUGCGACGUGUUUGGAACACCAUUUGCAGGCGUCGAAAGAAAUAUCCAAGUGUAUCCAAGGUGAGAAGAUCGAAUGUUCUAAACCUUCGAUGUUUCUUCUCGGUAAAAGUGGUAGAGAUCAUCUCAAGGAAAUUCAGAAACAAAGUGGGGCCUUCAUUUGUACUGAUGAAAGAACCAUGGCUAUAACCUUGUAUGGCACUAGCGAACAGAGAGAGAAAGCAAGAGACGCUGUGUAUCGUUUUUUCCAAGACCUCGCAUUGCAGGGAAGCACUGUUUGGGAAGUCAACUUAAAAGAGGACGGACGGCCUAGAGGUUUGAUGAAACAACUGAUGUCAAAAUAUGGUCGGGAAUUUGAAGGACUACUUGAAAUAGAAGGAGUCAACAAGGUGGAUAUAUACCUUCAUAUGCAAGUCUUGAAGGUCCAAAGUACAUCUGACGCAAAAAGCCACGUCCUUCGUGUGAUUGAAGAAAUAGCAAAAACUAUAGCACCCCUUCAGCCAAAUACUGGAACGGAAAUUGAAGAGGAAGAGUGCCCUACCUGUUUUUGUGUCAUAGACGACAAAACACCCUCAUACAGACUUGCCAUAUGUGGGCAUGCUUGCUGUAUGACUUGUAUAGAGCAACAAUUCAAUGCAGCGGUGUUUCCACUGUGUUGCACUCACGAAGACUGYYCGGAGAUGUUURSUUUGGAURUGAUCGAUCUUCUAACUCAAAAGAAGGAGCUGCAUGAUAAAGUCAUGAAGAUGUCUCUUAAGUCCUAUGUCGAUGCCAAUCAAGACAAGGCACGUUACUGUCCGACACCUGAUUGCCCAAUGGUUUAUCCCGUUACCACGAACGGGAAACUAUUUCGAUGCAAUGUGUGUUCUACUGCAAUCUGUUCUUCGUGUCACCAACCAUACCACCUUGGUCUUACAUGCAAAGAAAAUGAAAUCGAAAAGACAGACCCGGGAAAAGCGUUGCUUGAGAAGUGGAUGAAUGAGAAACCUGGCACAAGAAAGCGCUGCUCAUCGUGUAAUUCUCCUAUCGAGAAAAAUGAAGGGUGUAAUCAUAUGACGUGUGGAAACUGUAAAUCACACCUGUGUUGGUUAUGCAUGAAAGUUUUUUCCACCGGAGCUGCGGUUUACGCUCAUCAAGCGUUCUGCCCUGUCAGGCUGACUGGAAACUAGAAGAUUGAUUUUGACAGUUCAAAUAUUCCCGCCCCGUUAGUGGUAAUCGUAGAAGACGAGGCUAGAUGAAGUAAUGAAUGGCAUAUUAGCUUUCAUUAGAGGACUUCACGAAUUUCCUUCUCAAGGUCGUGUUCCGUAGCAAGAGACUGAAAAUGAACUAAUAAAAGAAGGAAUAUAUAUUCAUGCUUGUAACCAUCAUAAGCAUCGUUUGGUGCUAUUUUUAGCAUCACAUUUGCCAUUUGCCAGCACUCUACCCUGUUGCCUCACCUUUUUUUGGAAAAACACACAACAAAACAUGAGCAAAGAGGGUAGAGCGCGCGCGUGCAGAAAAUCAAACGAUCAAAUGAAUGUACUGAUAUUUUUUGGUUGGAUUGAAAACGAUUGAUUUAAUUUCAUGAUAUGGGGUUCUAAACCUUUCACAUAAUGUUUUACGCACUAAAAAUCACGAUUCUUUUCCGAAACUAGUUUCGUAUUUAUCGACCUUUUCAAUCCUUAAACAUAUUCAUAUUCCGGCUUAUUCAAUAAAGUUAGUCACCAAAAACCUAGAAAGCUGAGAUCACUGAGCAUCAUGGGAAACUUUUCAUAUCAAGGUAGCAUAUAUAUAUACAAAGCUUU